Messenger RNA from Amoebophrya sp. A120, 253 nucleotides. Lineage: Eukaryota; Dinophyceae; Syndiniales; Amoebophryaceae. The record is from the annotation of a GenBank genome assembly.
UAUUGUGUUGCGUGUGCCUAUCUACUACCCCGUGCUGAUAUUAGUUGCUCAUCCGGUGUGUCGUUCGGGGAGGCUGUGUAGUUCUUCCCUCCUUCCCACACCAGAUCUCACAUAUUUACCAAAGCAAACCAGAGACGCGCUUCACCAGAGCCUGACGUUUCCUGUUUGCGCGCAGUGGGAACAUCAUAUUUGAAACAUUUGUUUGACGGUAGUGGAGCAAGGAAAUAUUGUCGCAACGCUGCGCCGCACGAGC